UAGCCUUGCCUGUUGGUCUUUCAUAGUUGGCGACGGGAACAGCGAAAAUGGCCUCAACCCUGCCUGUCUGUAUGAAUAUUUGGAGAAGAUGACGACGAUGAGCUCAAUAACUUAUUUGAACACCAAAGUGUCUUCAGUAAACACCUAAAUAUUGCUUACUGUGACUAACAUAUCGUGACCACCAGCGAAAAAGAGGAAACGAAAGACCACACAGCAGCGGCAUUUUUAUUUUGUGUUGCUGGUGGUGGCGCUAACCGACGUUAGCUAUGGAGGAUAUCAACUCAAACAUCAACGCGGACUUGGAGGUGCGGAAGCUACAGGACUUGGUAAAGAAACUCGAACAACAAAACGAGCAGCUCCGUAGUCGGUCUUCGUCUGGAGCAGUGUCAGGGAACCAUAGACCCCAUAGUGCAGGAUACGACUCUCGCUUAUCAGCCGCCUCAGCGGCGGGGCUGGCCGGCUUCCCUGGGGUGGGGUUCGGCGGAACGGGGUAUGGAGGGCUUUUGGAAAACUCCCGUUGUUUGAGCCCCAGACUGUCAUAUGAUGGCAUCAGUUUCAGGAGAGCAUAUGAGGGCGAGGGGGCAUCGGCUGCCACCUCUUUUACUGGCACCAAUUCCUAUUUUACUGACGCAGGGGAAACACUGGGUUUUAUGGAUGAAGCAGAAACUUCUAUAUUGGAUGAAGUAGAAAUCCUCGAUCUCGAAGACAUGGAUUGUCUUAACGAAGAUCAAGACAGCUGGCUGUAUGAGGCGAAGCUCAACAGCCCACUGCAGAAAGCCUUGAGUCCCAUUGUGUGGUGUCGCCAGGCUCUGGACAAUCCCAGUCCUGAUAUGGAGUCAGCCAAGCGCUCCCUCAUCCACAGACUGGACGUCACCAUGUCAGCAAACAAGCGUAGGAGCCUGUAUGGAAGUCCCUACAGUCCGCAGGUGAACUACGGAAGCCCAUACUGCACAAACACAGCUAACAGCCCCUACAGCAGUGGCUUCAACUCCCCCUCCUCCACCCCCAGCAGGGUGCCCAUCGUCAGACAGCAGCUGAUGCCACCCGUCAACCAGGCUCACCAGCAGCAGCGUGGUGGCUCAGUAGAGAGAGAAAGGAACCCCCCGGCGGUCAGCCCUCAGUCUUCAAUAGACAGUGAGCUGAGCACCUCAGAGAUGGACGAGGACUCUGUAGGAUCCUCCACCACAUACAAGCUCAACGAUGUCACUGAUGUCCAAAUCCUGGCUCGCAUGCAGGAGGAGAGUCUUCGGCAGGACUAUGCCACAGCGUCCAGACGAAGCUCUGGUUCGUCCUGCCACUCUCUGAGACGCAGCACCUUCAGUGACCAGGAGCUGGACGCCCACAGUCUAGAGGACGAUGAGGAGGCCGUACACCCCGCCUUCCACAUCCCCUCAAACCGCUUUUCCCCCUCCCCCAGACACUCCCCUCACGCCUCCCCUAGAAACUCCCCCCGCUCCCGCUCCCCCGCACGCUCCCUGGAGUACAGCCACCCCCACAGCCGAGGCUCCCCGCAGCCAAUCAUCAGCCGGCUGCAAGCACCACGUCACUCCCUGCAAAGCCACCCCCCCCAAGACCUGCAGACCAACGUGGUGAAGAACGAAGAGAAGCUGAGGCGGAGUCUUCCUAACUUGACCCGCUCCAACGUGGCCCAGCAGGGCCCAGAGCCCGUGAGGAACAGCAGGAGCUUUGAGUCCAACCUGCAAGUGCCAAACGGAGGCUCACCCAGACACCAGGCAGUCAGUCAGUCAGCCAUCCCUUCUCCCAGUAAGCUGCGAACCCCGGCCACUCCGUCUCCCCUGGCCCUGAGGCAACCUGUGAAGGCCACGUCUACCCCUGGCUCUGGAGCCUCCACCCCCACACGCUCCCUGGGCCCAGCACGCAGCGGCCUGCCCCGGCCCAGUGCAGGAGGGGGGGGGGGAGGCGGCGGCAUCCCUGUGCCUCGCAGCAAACUGGCCCAGCCAGUACGCAGGUCUCUACCUGCCCCUCGGACCUACAAUGGCGGAAGGGAAGGAGAUAACUGGAGGGAGGGUUGCUACUGAGGCUGGCCUGGUCAGCAUGGGGCACUGUGUGGCCCUCUGAUCAGCACAAAGAGGCAGACCAACAUUACAAUGCGGCACUUUAUCAACCAAGAUUACUUUUACCAUGAAUAAACUAUAACAAAGACAAAGUCAAAUUCGUCUUUCGUCUUACUAUCAUGAGGAACAUGAUCUGAACAGCUGAAGCAGCGUGGAGAGGAUCUGUGUGGAGAGGAUCUGUGUGGAGAGGAUCUGAAGGGGCCAGGCAGGGCUGGGAGGCGGAAGCCUAGAGAGAAUGCCAAAGAAACCAGCUGAGCUCCAGCAUCCCAGUGCCACCAGAGGGCACUCUCAUCUGCCUCAGUGUGUCUGUUCAGCAAUCAGUCAAUAAGUCUUCACAAAAUGCUUCUCUCACUCUCUAUUUUUUCACCUCCCUCAGGUUGAAGUGUUUGUACACAUUUCUCUUUUUGCAGUCUGUUCUCAACAGAUGCCUUUGUCAGAGAUCUCUAUGAUGAUGAUGAUGCUGUGCAGGUAAAAUGUUCCCUUAAUGUUAAAGAAUUGUGAACAUUUUACAAAGUCUUGUCAAAAAUCAGUUUUUUCCUCUUGUGAAUGAACUAGAAUGUAUUGAAAUGUUUGACAUUAUUUAUUCAAAUCAUUAUUUAAAGAGUUCAUUUUCCAAAUAUCCAUAUUCAGUAUUUGUUUUCUAUUGAUUUGAAUAUUUUUUUUAUUAUUAUUAUUUGAAAAAAAAUUCAAAACCUCUACUGCAAAGCUAAUUCUCCAAAGUAUUUUUAGAUGGUUUCAUAACAGGAUAUUUGAGUGUUGAUGUUUUUAUGUUGAGAACACAGGUGACUGGUAGAAACAGGCCAAAGCCCCAUCCCAGACCUAACCAUAACUAUGGUUUAACCUGUAUCGACUAUCACAUCUGUUUCAGGGCUGGCUAGUGAUGUUGAGCUGCGCCAGUCAAUAGCAGUAGUCACAAUCUCAAUCCAGAUCUACUUCUGGUUUGGUUAGUUAAUUCUAUUGCUUUCCACCAUUAGAUUAAUAUGUCAUUGCAAGUAAAAUAUAUCAAAUCCAACCCUUGUAGCCAUGAGACCUGAGCAUGCAGCAAAGGCUUGAUGUAGUUCAUUUAAAACCUGCAACAAUAUUGUCAGUGUAUGUUAUGUCAAGAUGGAAUCAAUGAUCCUAAUAUCGUAAAUAAAACUAUAAUGGAAAAGUUCAAUAGGUUAGUGGCCAUUGCCAUUGUGCUUUAAAAUAAAUCAGGAGUGCUGAGAUUCAUAGGGAUGGUAUUAGUGUGCCAUAAAUUAAUGAACUAGUGCCUAUUAUUUUGAAUGUGCUUUUUAUCUGUUCAUUUAUCCUCACGUGCCAGUGUCAUGGUUUGCCAAUAUAAUUUGUCUUUGCAUUUCUGCUUGAUUUUGUUUAGGCUAAUAUACUUUUGUUAAUUUUGUAAUUGUAUCAACAAUACAUUUAUACUUGCUUUUGGAAAAAGUAUAUGCGCCUUGAUAUUUAUAACUAAUUACUCUCAUUCUUUAAAUGAAACUAUUUAAGAGCGAGGUGCCUCUGUAUGUCAAGGUUUGGAUUUAGUGGAACGCUUGGGCUAUAUUUGCGAAGACAUGCCACACCAUUUUGUGUGAUUUGUUUUUUCAUAAUGAUUUUUAUUUUUUUAACCCACCUACAUGACAUUCAGUUUCCCUGUGUAAACUCACAUUUCAAGUAAAAAAAGUUGAAACUGU
This is a messenger RNA of Salmo salar (Atlantic salmon), 3742 nucleotides long. RefSeq names its product SLAIN motif-containing protein 2. The record is from RefSeq and is a predicted model, not a curated record. Gene Ontology annotation, biological process: positive regulation of microtubule polymerization; microtubule nucleation; cytoplasmic microtubule organization. NCBI's taxonomy places the organism in Eukaryota, Metazoa, Chordata, Actinopteri, Salmoniformes, Salmonidae. Gene Ontology annotation, cellular component: microtubule plus-end.